GUACAGUGAAGCUAUCGGAACGUCGCUGCGUUAUCGAUUGAAAAAGUGGCAAGAACGGGUGUUAUCUAAGCAGAAGGAAGCUUAGUGUACGGAGGUAACAAUGAAUUCCAGACGCACCAAACAGGAACCGGGUGUGGGCAUUAAAAGGUACUUCGGUACCCGUUCGGUAAGCUCGGCUGGGGGGACGCCUGAAACGCCAGCCACCAGAAAGGGUCGCUCGCAAACGAGUACGGCCGCGGUUACGCUGCAAACGCCAAGUGCACCGUUGAAGGUAGCGAAACAGGAGAAGCCGGACGAUGUCGACUUGAUGAUGCCUUCGGAGCAAGACGAAGAAGACGGUGGUUGCUACUUCGUGGACCAGAAGGGCAAUUACUACUAUCAGGCCAGCGAAGACGCGGAACCGGUCCUGACGAACCUGACCGCCGAACCGUUUGAUGAGGAUAAUGGUGAGGGCAUCAAAGCGGAGCAGGACGUUAGCUACGUGCUAAUCAUGGACGACGGUGAACACAAGUCUACGAUCGUGGCUGAUACGCAGGACGCCAACAUGGAGGGCGACGAUGAUGAGAUCUACACCUUUGAGGACCAAGAGCUACCGACGGACGAUACAAAAGCAAACAAGCAGAGACGCAAAAAAGGCGGUCAAUCGGCGACCGGUUCAACGUACAUGUGCAACUACUGUAACUAUACCAGCAACAAGCUGUUUCUGCUUUCGCGCCACCUCAAGUCACACUCCGAGGACCGGCCACACAAGUGUUCGGUGUGUGAGCGAGGCUUUAAAACGCUCGCCUCGCUGCAGAACCACGUCAACACGCACACCGGAACUAAGCCGCACCGCUGCAAGCACUGUUCGACGUGCUUUACCACGUCCGGGGAGCUGGUGCGCCACGUCCGCUAUCGCCACACCCUCGAGCGGCCGCACAAGUGCAACGAAUGCGACUAUUCCAGUGUGGAGUUAAGCAAAUUGAAGCGCCACAUCCGGACACACACGGGCGAGAAACCGUUCCAGUGUCCGCACUGCACGUACGCAUCGCCGGAUAAGUUCAAACUGACGCGCCACUUGCGCAUACACACCGGCGAAAAGCCGUACAGCUGUGACGUGUGCUUUGCGCGCUUCACGCAAUCGAACUCGCUGAAGGCACACAAAAUGAUCCAUCAAGUGGGCGACAAACCCGUGUACCAGUGUGACCUGUGUCCGACUACGUGCGGCCGCAAGACCGAUCUGCGCAUUCACGUGCAGAAGCUGCACACCGCCGACAAACCGAUCAAGUGCCGACGCUGUGACAGCAUGUUCGCCGAUCGGUACACGUACAAGAUUCACGCGAAGACGCACGAUGGCGAAAAGUGCUACAAGUGUGACUUCUGCCCGUACGCAUCGAUCUCGAUGCGCCACCUCGAGUCGCAUCUGCUGCUACACACCGACCAGAAACCGUUCAAGUGCGACACGUGCUCGCACUCGUUCCGCCAGAAGCAGCUCCUGAAGCGACACAUCAAUCUGUACCACAACCCGGACUACAUACAGCCGGAACCGCUGGUGAAAACGCAUGGCUGUCCGAGCUGCCCGCGGCGCUUCCGGCACAAGGGCAACCUCAUGCGGCACAUGUCGAUGCACGAUCCCGAAUCGGCGAUGCACGCGGAGCUGGUGGCUUUGCGCGAGGGUCGGCAGAAGAAGGUACAGAUCACGCUGGAGGAGGGAACAUACUACGACGAGGACGACGAGCUGGAAAUAGAAGAAGAGGAGGACUACGAAAUCGAGACGCACGAGGAUGGAGGGAAAGACCAGCAGCCGAAAAAUACACCCGAUCAGGACGCCACCAGCGACGUGUACACCGUCGAGGAAGACGAUGGACAGUUUGUGGUGCUGGAGGUGAUACAGCUGCAGGACAAGGAUAAAAAGAGUAAGAAAGGCACACGCGAGGAGACCACCGCAGCGACCACGACCACAAAACUUGGCAGACCACGCACUAAACAGCGAAAGGUGGAAACCACGAAAAUGGUCGCACAGAAGGUGAAAAUAAAGAAGGAAUCGCUGGACGUGCGAGACAACGAAGAUUCGCUGGACGGGGAGCAGAUUUCCCUGGUCCUGGCUCCCGCGGGAGAGAAUGAUGAUGACGAAACUGAAAUUGUUAUCGAACGGCAGGACUCUGACAACGAGUUUGAGCUCUCGUCCGCAGAUCUGGAAAAUGCAGAAAUGUUGAUGUCGUCUCGGGGGCGCUUCGACAUCGCCACCAUCAACGUGAACCAAAGAGACAUCGAGAAGAACAUGAGCAACUGUUUCGGGUUUGAGGAUGACGAAGACGACGACGACGAUGACGAGAACAUGGAUCAAAAGCCGACAAUGACGUUGCUGAACUGAAGCGUGAGACAUUUAUGCUACAUCCCCCCUACUGUCCGGCUAUGAAACUGACGCUUCUCUUCCUCGGCUUAGUAAAAGAACCUGGUGUUCUUUACGAAAUGUGCCACCAGUACGCCUCGUCGAUGAGUUGACUUCAACCCAUGUGUCGGCAUGAGAAUUAAGUAGAAAGACUGCGGUGAAGACCAGCUUGAACGGAGUUGGAUCGUUUUCACGUAUGACCAUCGGAAUAAAGACGCGUUUCGUUAAUUAUCAACCGAACACAAUAACGUAAAGCGGCGUAAAAGCUUAAGCGUUUGUAGCUGUAGGCCUCUUCUGAUUGUAAGUUAUUAUUUAAACAAAAUCGUCAUUAAGCGAUGUGGCAUGUAUAGGUGUAGUCAUCCGUUUCUCUAAUUGCUUAUAUUUAUAUGAAU
Anopheles cruzii is the source of this 2763-nucleotide messenger RNA. Its product is annotated as transcriptional repressor CTCFL-like. Gene Ontology annotation, molecular function: RNA polymerase II cis-regulatory region sequence-specific DNA binding; DNA-binding transcription factor activity. The transcript has 5 exons. Bases 101 to 2353 code for a protein of 750 amino acids. The record is from RefSeq and is a predicted model, not a curated record. NCBI's taxonomy places the organism in Eukaryota, Metazoa, Arthropoda, Insecta, Diptera, Culicidae. Gene Ontology annotation, biological process: regulation of transcription by RNA polymerase II.